CCAGCAGCGGCCAUGUUGGAAAUGGACGACAGCUCGUCCCAUCGCUCGUACAGAAGGAUAUUACGUGAUGGACUGUAGGCAGUUAGAAAGUAAGGACAAUGCCCACCACUUGUGCUGCAGUUGGGUGUUCUAACAAUUCUAAAAGAGACAGUAACGUUACGUUUCAUAGAUUUCCUUCAAACCCUGAGAGACGAAAACUAUGGCUGAGCCUCCUCAACAGAGAACAUUUCAUCCCAAGCCUGCACACAUUUUUGUGUUCCAAACAUUUUGAAGAGACAUGUUUUGACAGAACAGGUCAGACUGUCCGUUUGAGAGCCAACACUAUACCGACCAUAUUUAUCUAUCCCGACCACAUGCUGGAAAAAAUCACUCUUGUAAAGAAAGCUGCCGCUACCAAACUAGAUCAGCAGCCUCCAUCGCUGUGCCCUGCAGACAACCAAAAACAAACAACGCACUAUGAUCAUGGCUACUGCCUUCCAAGCCCUGCUGCAAUCAAGAAAAAAAUCUGGGAACUUGAAAAGAAACUAGAACUUGCUCACAAGAAAAUUAAAAUAUAUCAGCAAAGGGAACGCAGAGUAAAGGGAAAUGUUUGUUAGAAG
Messenger RNA from Nanorana parkeri, 599 nucleotides. RefSeq names its product THAP domain-containing protein 2-like. Lineage: Eukaryota; Metazoa; Chordata; Amphibia; Anura; Dicroglossidae. The transcript has 3 exons. The record is from RefSeq and is a predicted model, not a curated record. Bases 99 to 596 code for a protein of 165 amino acids.